Molecule: messenger RNA, 930 nt
Organism: Recurvomyces mirabilis
Lineage: Eukaryota; Fungi; Ascomycota; Dothideomycetes; Mycosphaerellales; Teratosphaeriaceae
Exons: 1
Coding region: 1-930 (309 amino acids)
Source: RefSeq, a predicted model, not a curated record
AUGGCGACUACAACACCAUCGGCAACAACGCAGAGCCACCAUACUAUCAGCAAGCGCAAGCGAGCGGUCGACGGCAAUCAUGAAAGUGUCCCCAAGCGACAGCGACAUCAACCAUCGUUGACGAAAGACGACACCACCCGUGCCAGCUUUGCAGAUCUUCCAGGAGAACUCAGAACCGCGAUCUACGAGUACGCUCUAUAUCCAGACAAUCGAUCGCCACUCCGACUGGCAGGUGGUGCAGGUCGUUACGUCGCCAUCAACCUCCUAGGUGCUACCAAGGUGAUACGGAAGGAGGCUGAAGCUCUGCUGUACAGCCUCAACACUUUCCGUAUCGACAUGCCUCGACUCUGCCACGACGUGGUGCCCAUGGGCGAGCUCGACAAGCUCACACCUGCAGGUGGACCGUCUACUCUGUCCGCGAAAGACUUCCAACGCCAUUGGCAGGAGCGUAAGGCCCGCAACGAGCUAGAACGGCAAUGGUCGGAUGCAGCAGGUCUGCCUGGCGUGCAUGCGGCACUACAGGCCAUGGGACCGAAGCGCUUGCGACAGAUUCGUUCCUUUGUGUUCGCAUACCAUGCUCAUCCUAACCCACUCAAGAACAUCCAAGACGUCCUGCAAUGUCCGGAGAAAGCGGAUAUAGCUAUCAGACUCGAGCUUACGACUAGAAAGCCGUACUUCAGCUGCUCGAUCGUGAACGAGCUUACGAGCGAGGCGGACGCGAAAAAGCGAGAUGUGUCUUUGGAGCAUGCGCUGGAGCUCUUUGAGAUGGAGGUUGAACCGCGACGACUGACCUAUCUGGCCAGGAGAGAUGUGGUCUUCUUCGGUCAGUGGUUGUGUAAGCAGUGCGAUCAGGCGAACGUGGGUGGCGUAGGAGGAUGGGGGAAUAUGGCAGGAAGCCCGAAGCUUCUGUAUCGACACAACUGGUGGUGA